UUUUCCUUCGUCGAGGCAUCUGAGAAGCGUCCUCCACGAUCUUUGCCUCUUUUUAUGCUCCCCGUUCGAUCACAUUCGCGCAGAGUGUUGGCUUCGCUUCGGGUUCGCAUGGCUUCCAGAGCAUCGAGCGCGAUGCUAUCGAGAGCCGGCAGGAUCAGGUCCAAGCUCCAAUCCUCGCUCGAAGCGAGCGUCUUGGACAUUGAGGACGUCUCGCACCAGCACGCCGGCCACGCCGCUGUCGUUGAGAGCGGCGCCGCAGAGACCCACUUCAACGUCAAGAUCGUGUCCUCCAAGUUCGAGGGGAAGAGCCUCGUGAGCCGCCACCGCUUGGUCUACGAUGCUCUCGCCGACGAGCUCCGGUCGGGGCUCCACGCGCUCUCCAUCGUGGCCAAGACGCCACAGGAAGUUGCCCCGAAGUAAAUUAUUAGGUACUGAUGUCAUUGUCUGUGAUGGGAUUGGUUGUUGGACUUGGAAUCUUGAAUUGUUAGAGAUUGGGAGCACGUUGGCUGUUUGACGAAUUGCCUGAACAGGACAUAACUUGCAAAUCCUCUUUAAAUGGUAUUGCAUUGUGAUUUAUAGGUUGAAUCGUCUGUUUUUGGCUGCUGUGACUUGUCUUUCAAGUCAAAUGCAUAGGUAAGCACUGUAUAAGCAGUGUACUUUGUGAAUGUGUAGUCCAUGUAUGCAUGAUUUUUAGCUAGCUUGAGUUCAUAAUGGUCCGAAUUCUCACAUGGGGGAAUACAGUUAAUGCAGCAGUCAAUUA
Rhodamnia argentea is the source of this 760-nucleotide messenger RNA. Its product is annotated as protein BOLA1, chloroplastic. The transcript has a single exon. The record is from RefSeq and is a predicted model, not a curated record. The coding region runs from base 55 to 420 and encodes 121 amino acids. Lineage: Eukaryota; Viridiplantae; Streptophyta; Magnoliopsida; Myrtales; Myrtaceae.